AUGAGUAAGGUAAACGCAGUUGAUAAAUCAGAGAUGGGAAGUGAAGUGUACGAUGCAUUACUACUUACAGCUGGAGCAAUUGGAAUCACAAUGGCAUCUAAAAAGUUACUGAAGGAACCACUAGGUACACCAGAGAACACAAAGGGAAUGUUAAAGUUAGCUGUCUCUAUUAGUCUUUCAUCCCUACUGGUAUCGUAUCUAAAGAAACAUAAGUAUAUCCCUGAUAAUCCAAUUGGAACCUAAGACUCCCGAAACAUAGGUAAAACUAUACAAUGGCAAGUGCAGUAGCAGGAGGACUUUUCAAUGCGUUUGCAUUUGCGGGAGCAGGAUACUUAUUUUAAAUGUUUGACAAGAAUGGAUAUGCUGAGGAAGCUCAUAGACAUAACCUUGCAAUGGAGAAUCUUACAGCUGAAAGAGAAAAGUACCUCGAAGAGGUCACUGAUAGGAGAAAUAGAAUUGCUCAGCUAAAGUCAGAACUAGCUGAUGCAAAUCGUGAUAUCAAGUCAACGAACCAGUCACUAGAACUCGUUAGAAGAAUCAAUGAGUUAACACGUAAGGCUAUGCCAAGGAAGCCGCAAUUAAGUAAUCACAACAAACCUAGCUCUGAGAUGGAAGAAUAUAUGGCACUAUUUGGUUUAGUUGCAGGUGGAGCAGUGGGUGGGUUAGCUUACUUAAUUCUAUAG
Messenger RNA from Paramuricea clavata, 683 nucleotides. The record is from the annotation of a GenBank genome assembly. Lineage: Eukaryota; Metazoa; Cnidaria; Anthozoa; Malacalcyonacea; Plexauridae.